AUGCCAACUCGCUUCGUAAUAGUGUGCCCAAGAUAUUGUCGACGACUGACGACAGCGACGUGCAUCAGCGAGCUGUAUAACAAUGCUAAAACUCGUGUUGCAUCCCUUAUAGAAAAUAAGGACGUCGAGGCCGUGCAUGACCGGCUCAAGGGCGACCCUGCCAACGGUGGCCUCGUUGACAACAGUCAGCAAUGGAUCAGUUGGAGGCCACGAAAACGCAUCUUCAGCUCAGGUGCGCAAGUAGGACCCGUAGAACCAAGCUAUCUCGGCACGCAGGGAUCGGAGCUUUUUAUUAUUGCUGUCUCUGAAGGUGAUAAGGUAACCAUUUACCCACUACCCCCUGUUUUUUGCCGUAAGGACACCUCCUGGACCAACUUCAUUCCCUUUGCGGAAGAGUCCUCCCUUCAGGGGAUGCAGGGUGCCAAUCUGGAAGGAAAUUGGGGGGGCCCACAGGAGAAGGAUUCCCGGCCAGUGCAGUGCACGGUCCAUUAUGGCCUCGAUGGCCCUGCCCCUUGGGGUCUGGGGCUCGCCGUAAUACCUACGACUAAUGCAUGCAUGGUUGCAUCCAUACAUGAUCCCGUGAUGUGUCCAGGAUAUUACAGCUAUCCCCCUCUAGUGGUAGAGGGCUUAAUUCCACCUCAGGUUCUCCGGGAGAUGGAAGCACCCACAGGAUAUCCAGCGGUCGCGGGGCCCGUCGCCUCCAACUCGGCAGAAACCGCUUCAGCUGGCAUUCAAACUCAGCCACAUACAGGGCUAUACAUUGGUCAGGACAACGGGCACAACUUCUACUGA
Molecule: messenger RNA, 792 nt
Organism: Volvox carteri f. nagariensis
Lineage: Eukaryota; Viridiplantae; Chlorophyta; Chlorophyceae; Chlamydomonadales; Volvocaceae
Exons: 6
Coding region: 1-792 (263 amino acids)
Source: RefSeq, a predicted model, not a curated record